Molecule: messenger RNA, 1371 nt
Organism: Nakaseomyces glabratus
Lineage: Eukaryota; Fungi; Ascomycota; Saccharomycetes; Saccharomycetales; Saccharomycetaceae
Gene: PRP3
Product: U4/U6-U5 snRNP complex subunit PRP3
Biological process (GO): mRNA splicing, via spliceosome
Cellular component (GO): U4/U6 x U5 tri-snRNP complex
Source: RefSeq, a predicted model, not a curated record
AUGCCUCCCAAGAACACAACCAGCAGGAAGCCUCGGUCCGGAAGAGGGUUAGAUGUUGAGUUACACCCAGCUUUGGCAUCUAGUAAUGCUAAUAUCAUCAAAGCACAACAGAAGCAAGUGAAUCCCUACUUGUCAGAUAUUGGACAACAGAAUGGUAAAGUGUUUAAGAAAUACAAGGAUGGUCUCCGAUUUUAUAAGAAAGGUGAGAUUAGUGCCCAAUUACAUAAGGAAAGAGAGGAAUUGGCAAGGAGAUUGAAGGAAGAAGAACUAAGAGCUGCAGCAGAGAAGGCUCAUCGUGUAUCCUUGGCAGAGCAAAAACGGGAAAGAAUUGCUAAUGCUGAGAUUCCUGAUGAUAGCAUUGGCGAGGAGUUAUAUAUGCAAAGGUUCAAAGAUAUCCCAAACUAUGAAUGGUGGGAUGAGAGCUACUUGGAUAAGUCUGGCAACAUUCUUCCUAAAUACACUACUGAAUACCCAGAAGAUAUGGACUCAGAUUACGACUCUGAUGAUAUGAAUUCUGGCGUAGAAUGUAUGAAGUCUCAGACGGAAGAAACGGGCCCACCUUCAAUAAGAUAUGUGCAACACCCAGUCCCAAUAAAAAUACCGGAAGAAAUAACUGCUCCCAAGAUGUACCUAACAAAACUAGAACACAAAAAAGCUAGAAGAAGGAAUCGGAAGCUUCAAAGAGAGGAGAAAAUGGCUAAGGUCCAAUUGGGUCUUGAACCUAAGCCAGAAACCAAAGUCAAAUUGAGUAAUAUGAUGAAUGUACUUGAUAAUAACAAAAAUAUAAGUGAUCCAACUGCGUGGGAAAAUAUGGUAAAAGAUCAAAUCGAAGAGAGAAGACAACGACAUAUACAAGAGAAUGAAAAACGACACGAAGAAGCAGUUCUGCGGAAGAAAUCAAAGGUUAGCGACCAAAUCGAAGGUUCAGAAGAUCUUUUUUGUAAGGCCUUCUAUUUCCAAAGCUUACAAAAUCCAAAAAUAAGAUACAAACUGAAAAUGAAUAGUCAGCAGUUGAAUUUAAAGGGAUUCUGUUUAAGGGUAGGUGAAGGUGGCCCUGGAAUUAUUGUUGUGAUUGGUAAGGAAAAAUCAUGUAACUUUUAUAAGAAGCUUGUAUGCACAAGAAUAAAAUGGAAUGAAAAUUUUAAGAUAAAGGAUGCCACUAACAAUGGAGAAUUAAUAGAUAUGACCGGAAAUUAUGCUGUUGAAAUAUGGGAUGGUUUGCUAAAAGAAACGAAACUUCGCAAUUGGUUUAUGAAAAUAUGCCAAACUGAAGAUGAGAUGAAGAAUAUUCUUCAGCAGAAUGAUGCAUUAAGUUUUUUCAACCUAUUUAUAGAAAACAAAGCAGAAAACACAAAUUUAUCACAGCAGUAG